Bipolaris sorokiniana ND90Pr is the source of this 1806-nucleotide messenger RNA. RefSeq lists its product as uncharacterized. Gene Ontology annotation, cellular component: nucleus. Gene Ontology annotation, biological process: regulation of DNA-templated transcription; aflatoxin biosynthetic process. The record is from RefSeq and is a predicted model, not a curated record. Lineage: Eukaryota; Fungi; Ascomycota; Dothideomycetes; Pleosporales; Pleosporaceae. The transcript has a single exon. Gene Ontology annotation, molecular function: DNA-binding transcription factor activity, RNA polymerase II-specific; zinc ion binding; DNA binding. Bases 22 to 1467 code for a protein of 481 amino acids.
CCCCAUUUUCCCCCACCACCCAUGCCGCCGCCAACCGGCAUCCGGCUGCGCGAUAGCUGCCAAUCGUGCGCGGCAUCCAAGACCAAAUGCUCCAAGGACAAGCCGCAAUGCGCUCGGUGCGCCAAGAGAGGUACAAAGUGUGAAUACCUCGUCACACAGCGGACAGGCAGGAAGGCCCUGGCGCGGCGAGACAGCGAUGCCAAAGAGCAGAGCAGUGAUGUCGCCGCCCGACGCAAGAGCUUGAGCCGUUCAAUGACGACAGCAACAACCACAACAACAGCAUCGUCGUCGUCGACCAUGUAUGACGCACCGGACAUUCACAUGUCGGGAUGUGUAGAGCUGCAGGACGGAGCAGCAGACAUGUACAUGAUAGAGCCGGGGCUCGAGGCACUCGAUGCAGAUACUGCUAGCAGCAUGCUCCCUGAGAUGAGUACAGUCCAAGACGACUACUUCUCGCUCCUCCUCCCAGACGCCAACAUGUCUGCACUGGACCAGGUAUACGAUGCAAGCAGUGUCACAGACGCCGCGGCAUCCGACGUGCUAGCCCAACCGCUGCUCGGCACCAGCGGCGGCAUGCCUCACGGCACAGCAGCAUAUGCAGCAUACACGCAGGGCAACGACGUAGCAGCGCCUGGACACUCGCCCAAGGACCCGCCGCAGCAGCCCGACCUAGGUAUGCUCCUCGAUGCAGCAUGCUUGCCGGGACAAACCCCAACUGGUGAGCAAACCGCCCUACUGCUCUCCGAGAUGCAGACGCCCUACCAAACCGCCAUGCACCACGCCGCAGCCUCGCAGCAGCAGCACGAGGGGCUCACAAUGGCUCUGCAGCUAAUGCAGCACCUCUGCUGCUUGAGCGAUACGAGUAGUACUAACUCCAUUCCGCUCGUAGGAGGGGGACCCCAGCAGCCGCUCCGCCUCCGCAGUCUCAUGGACAAAUGCAGCAAAGCCACCGCAACAAUCAGCGCCAUCUUGCACGGCGACAGCUCCCACGACGCCUACUUCCUCGCAGUCGUCUGCCUCACAAUGUCCAAAGUCCUAGACGCAUACGUCACUGCGUCCCGUAGCCUCGGUACACCAACCACCGCAGACUACGACAGACGCAAGUCGCGCUCCUCAUCCGCAUCCUCCUCGUCUCCUUCCGUUCUUUCGUCCCCGACCCGCCCGGAUUCUGCGCGUAGUAAUCGCAGCAGCGGGAGUGUGUCACCGCCGGUUGUCCUCCAGGGGGACCCUAAGGCGGUUCAACAGUUGCUCGAUGAGUUGUAUCACGUGCGCGCUUCUAUGGAUCUUCUCGGCGCGAAGAUAGCGGCGGUGGCGCCGGCCUCGUGCAGUGUGUUUGCGAGUAGUUUGUCUUUUUCGGCAGAGACGCUGAAUCGGCUUUAUGAGGAGCAGAGACGACGGUUGAAGUGUAUUUCGCUUUACCUAAUCAACAGCCUCAAGGCGUUUUGGGUUGAGGAGGCUUCGUUUUAAUGUUUUCUUUUUUCAGUCACUUUUCGAGGCGUUUAAAGAUACCUAUGGUGUUUUUUGCUUUUUCUUGUAGGAUUGAAGCAUCAGACCAAAAUUGGAGAUUAGUGUGCACGAAUAUGCUGUGGUAUCCAUGGCCUGGGCACGUGUGGAUGCAGGAACAAGGUGGAUGUUGUACUACGCGGCCGAGACCAGUGUAAGUAGUCGGGGAUUAUGUAAUCGUGCAUUGGACAGAGAAUUGAAAAGCUUACGUACGUACUACAGAUGUUGUUUGGAAGGAGCGAUAAGCCCACGUGAUGCAAGUCAAACCAUUAAAAUCAGCAUGUGCACGGUACCUCAAAACGA